Molecule: messenger RNA, 10322 nt
Organism: Chiroxiphia lanceolata (lance-tailed manakin)
Lineage: Eukaryota; Metazoa; Chordata; Aves; Passeriformes; Pipridae
Gene: ZBTB40
Product: zinc finger and BTB domain containing 40
Biological process (GO): regulation of transcription by RNA polymerase II
Cellular component (GO): nucleus
Molecular function (GO): protein binding; RNA polymerase II cis-regulatory region sequence-specific DNA binding; DNA-binding transcription factor activity, RNA polymerase II-specific
Source: RefSeq, a predicted model, not a curated record
GCAGGGUGCCAGCUCAGCCCGUGCCCAGUGUCUGCUUGUGACUUGCAGUGUUGGGGAUUGCUCCAAGCCUGCUUUCCUGAGAGGCAGCACUUCGAGGUGGAGUGUGUGCUCCUUAAAGCUCAUGCCCUGCUGACAGGCAGUAUUAGUCCUGUUCUCUGCAAGAGAGCAGGAAGCUGAGUGCAAAGAUGUUAAGUGUUGAAGGUCAUGUAAAUUGUGUCCAUCCAAGUGCUCUUUCUCUGGUGUUCAUGCUGUUUUGUGGCCUGCACUAGUGUUAGGCAUCCAAGUGUGUAGACAAGGCAGUGACAUCUUUAUCUUGUCUAGCUUAGAUAAAAACUCCAGGUAUCCCGCUGAUACAAAAUUCUGUUGGCAGAUGUCCUAUACAUUCUCCCUCCUGCAACAGGGUGGGGAGGGGGGAAGUAAAAGGAAGGCUCUGGUAGAUGAGAUUUAAGACUCUGGACUUCUGCAAAAAAAUUACAGCUUGGGAACAAAGACUUGUAAAUUGAUGAGUUGGGACUGUGGUGUGCUGAGAAGGGGGUGCUGAAGGCCCUGGGCUGCAAGCAGACCUCUGUCUCUAAUGUUCACGUGGCCCUGCUCAUCUUAGCAGUGAUGUAGGGAGAAAAUGAGCUGGUCCCAAACCACUUAGUGCUUUGCAGAUCAAAACUAGCUUCUCAGAUUCUCCUCUGUGUUUCAUAGAUGAUCUGAACAGGUCUUCCUGCCCUGCUUUCCCACCUGUCCUUUCAGAAACCAGCUGCUGAAUUUGGCAUCAGCUCCAGCCCCUGGCUGCAGGCACAGCCUGGCACUGCAGUGCCUGGUCUGGUGGGCACUCACACCUCCAUGAGCUGUAUGGCACAGCGGGGAGGUUCUGCUCCCUUUUUAAAGCUCCUGGGACUCAGCACUCAAUCCAGAUCUGCUCACUGAGGUUUGAAUACUAUCAAGGUUCUUUAGGUCUCAGGGUAAACUGCUGAAUUUGUGGAAUGUGAGUUCAGAAUGGGGAUCUUGCUGUAACCACAGAACUGCAGCACAGUAAACUACUGGAAUGUGUAAACUGAAAAGUAGUUUUUACUUACUCUUCUGUCUUGCAGAGCAAAAUGCUGACGGGGUCCCUUUCCUUCUCAUUAGCUGGGUUUUGUGAGAGCAGUGUGGAGGCCACGGUGAGAGGAGGCCAGUGGGUGCCAUGGAGCUCCCCAGUUGCAGCCAGCAGCUGCUACCCCAGCUGUACACCCUGUGCAAGGAGCAGCACUGCUGUGACUGCACCAUCUUUACUGGGGACGUGCAUUUUAGAGCACACAAGGUGGUUUUGGCUGCUGCCAGCCUGCUGUUUAAAUCCCUCUCGGGCCAUACAGACAGCACCUCCAUUGAUGCUUCUGUGGUGAUGCCUGAGGAGUUUGCAGUCUUGCUGGAGAUGAUGUACAGUGGCAAACUCCCACUGGGGAAACACAAUUGCACCAAAGUUACCUCUGUGGCAGAUAGUCUGCAGAUGUUUGAUGUGGCUGUUAGUUGCAAAAGCCUCCUCAGGGACCUCAUAAGCUGUUCUCCUCGGGACCAGGUACUGAGAGGAGUCUCCAGCCAGGCAGCAGAUUCAUCUGAAAACAAAGCUGAAGCUAAUAACCUGCCCCAGUCUGGAAAACCCAAAGAAGAAAAAACAGAUAUCCUCCUCACUCAGAGAGUUUUCCCUUUACCUGGCCCUGUAGAAGCAGAAAUGGAAGCAGAUGUUUCUCCUCCUGGCCAGGAACUUACUGUGAAUUGCACCUGGGUUCACGAGGACUUGAUGCUGAAUGUCUCCAGGUCCCUCCAGGAGGAUUCAAGCUCUGGCCCUGACCAGCCUGCCCAUGCUGAGUGAAGUGGCUGUGUGGAAGAGCCUCCAGAGCUUGCUGAGCCUCCAGAGGGGAAAGGGCCAUCAAGGGAUUUAGGUCUUCCCAGGUCUGGGCACAGCAUUGCCUCCUGUUGGCAACACAUCGACUCGCAUUUUCCUGUUAUGGGGUAUCUUUUUCUCCAUGUUGGAUCUUUUUAUGGGAUCUGUGUUUGUGCAGGACAUGGGGCUGAUCAGACAGUCUGUCUAACAGCAAGCUGUGUGAUGUCUUCAGAAGGGAUUUCAGCAGAGAGCAGAAGCUGUAAACUGGAUUUCUUUCUUCGAAAUGAAAGUGUUUUCUCUGAGGCCCCUUCUGAUGCCCAGGCUGUGCUGAAAAGACUCGAGCAAGAAACUGAUGCCUCUCAAAAGGAGGCUCUGGCUGCCUGUCUCGCCGAGGCAGGGGAACAGUCACUGUUCAAGAAGUUGCUGAGCAAAGUGGAGCGUGCUCGGCUCAGGGAUAGUGACACCCAGGACACUUGGCCCCUGGACACUCAGACACUCCUGUCUUUUCUGAAGCUGUUUCAAGACAUGAAUUCCAGGCUGAGAGCAGCUCUGCUGGAGAGGGAACAGGGCACUGGAAAAGCCCCACGGCAAGGAGAGAACAGAGCUGAGGAGGAGACGCUGACCGCUCGCUUGCUGGGCUGCAGGGAGGAGCUGAUCCAGAGCAUGACACAGCUGAGCCCCAUCCUGGAGUUCCUGGAGGCAGCAGAAGAGGGAUUCCUGACCCCCUUGGAGAACCACUUCCAAGAGCUGGACUUGGUGGAAGAACCCACGAGGGUGGUCUUCGAGCCGAUGCACAUGGGUUACACCUGGGACACGUGCAGGUGUUCCUUUCAGAUCCAAGAGUUGGUAGCUUUGGAUUGCUGUGAAAGCAGCUCCGAGAGGGAAGCCAUGGACAACCUGCUCAGGAAGGUGGAUGAAGAGAAAACCCUGAAUGUGGAAAGCUUGAUCAAACUUCUGGGGGCUGUGAAAGCAUCAUUGCCUGGGCUCCAGCUUCUGCUGGACAACUUGGUGGCAGCAGCAAACAUCUCUGAUAGCAAAGUUCUUUCUCACUUUUAUUUAUCAACUAAUCAGGUGACAAGGGCUUGGCUCACAGAAGCAGUGAAAGAGCUACUGAGUAUUUCUGCUCAGAAGGAAAGUUCAGAGGCCUCCUUGAAAGCAGCUCUGAGCACAGCCCAGGAGAAGUGUGUCCUGACCAUGAAGAUCUACCAGGUGCUGUGCAGUGUCCCUGAGUCCUUCCCAGACCUGCAGCCAAUGAUGCAGGAGCUGGGCCAUAGUUUUGUCUGCAAAGCCUGUGAUAAGACCUUCCACUUCUGCUGCUGCCUGAAAGUGCACAUGAAACGCUGUUGGGUGUCCAGAGGAAAGCAGAUCCAGUGUAAAGAGUGCAGCCGGGUCAAACUGACCAAGAAGGAGCUGGAAAAUCAUCAGCUGGAGGUCCACAGGGUGGGUGGGGAGGCCAAGGAAAAGAAGAAGAGGCUCCCUGUGGCGUGUGACAUCCGUGGAAGAGAGUUUGCUCAUGCCUCGGGGAUGCAGUAGCACAAGCUGACAGAACACUUGGAUGAGAAGCCCUUCUCCUGCCAGGAGUGUGGGGCCAGGUUCGUGGCAAACCCCACGCUGAAGAACCACCUGCAGCUGCACCCGGGGGACAGACCCUUCAUGUGCAAGCACUGCCUGAGGACCUUCAUGCAGACCUUGGCCCUUGCCUACCACAGCAAGAGGGAGCAGGCUGAGGACACUGAAGAUCCCUACAGCUGCAAGAAGUGCCAGAUGAGCUUUGCCACCCUGCAGGAACACUGCAAGCAUGUCCAUGAAGCACCUUCCUGGGAAUACCAGCCCUGCCCUACCUGCUCCAAAAUCUGCAGUGCCCCAUCACUCCUGGAGCACCACAUGGUGACCCACACUGGGGGAAAGCUUGGAAUCUGUGACAGGACUUACCAGGUGAUUCCAACGUGGCAGCAAGGAGCAGCAGAGCACAUCAUCUCUUUUGAUGGCACCCAACUCGUUGGCUCCCAAGUCUUUUUGGUGUUGCCUGAAUCCCAUGUGAGCCAAAGUGGCUCUGAGCAGGUGGCAGUGACUAAGGAGGACUUGUUUGAUGACAAAGUAACUCUGAAUUGUGAAGAAACCAAGUGGGAGACAGUGGGGGGUGCCUCCAACUGCCACUUGGUAUCCCCUGGACUUGUUGAGGAGCUCAGUGUGCUGCUCCAGCUCAGAGAUCCAGGACUUCACUGGGAAGGCAAUCCCAGGCAGGCAGCAAGCACAGAAUGACCAGGGACAGGAGAGGUUCAUAGACAUUCACUGCCUGGGAAGUCUCCCUGCAUUAAGCAGCUGCCAGCUCAGGUGAGCUGGACCACCUGUCUCUCCCAGGUGAGAAAUAAAGCAGAGGAAAAAAAUGGGAAUUGGGUGUGACCCUCUGCUGCUGUGAACGGAGGGGAGGGGACUGGUGCAGGACAAAACUGGGGUGUGUGGGUAUGGGAAGGAAAAAAAAAAGCUGUCCUGAGAAUUUAGGAUGGAGAUUUUUAUGGCUGAAUCAGUGAUACAGUCACAGGUAUCUUCUCUGCAGGGUGUGUGAGGGCUGCUUUGUGUCUUCUACUCUCACCUGUACUGAUGUGCAGCCAGAGGCCUCUUCCAGCACAGAUCUGACCUUUGGGUCUCUCUUCUCCAGCAGAGACUUCCUGGGAACUGGGCUAAAUGACUUCAGUGCAGCACAGGUUCUGAUCCCAUCCAUAUUUUUGCUGUAACUGUCUGUUAGGAAGGAGGGUCCAAGGCAGAUCUGGGGAUCCCCAUCCUCUCUGCAAGCAAACAGCCCUGAGAUGUCCCACCACCCUCUUAAUUCACCAGGAACAUGCUGAAAAAGGAGGAGGAGUUGUGCCUGCAUGCCAGGGUCCCUCAUUACUGGUGACAGUGGCUUGGCACUAAUGAAAGUAUUUGAGUGUGGGAUGGCUGCUGUGAUGAAUGCAAGUGGACAUUCCCCUGCCACACGGGGGGCACUGCCUUGUAAAAUGCAUUCAGGUGCCCACUGUAAAGUUUGCUUCUCUGGUGCCAGCAAGAUGCAACAGCUUCAUUGCAUCACACCACUCCCUUUAAGGCUAAAUUUCAUAAAGCUUUUUUAUCUGCAGCUUCCUAAAAUAUAAUCUGAUAAUUAAUGGUUUGCUGAAUCCGUUAUGAAGUGCAAUUAGAUAGAUGCAGGGUUCCUGUGGCUCUGAGGGGACUGGUAGCAUUUAUCUUCCUUUCCUUCGUGCCAGAAGGUUGAACUCUGCCACUGGAAUAUUUCCACAGGGAACGGUGAUCCCGCCAGAUCUCAGAGCCUGGGACCCCACGGUGAGCAGUGCCCUGUUGUGUCCUGCUGCCCAGAGCCACGGGAGGUGAACAGAUUGGAGUUUUCCAGCAGCAUCUUGUGCUGGCUGCUCACUGCCACCAGGCAGAGAUGGUGGCACAGGAGCGUGCCAAGGUGGCUGUGCCAGUGAGAGAGUUUGUUCCCAUUAUAACUUGGAAGGAACAGGGGAGCAGCAGAGCUCCCAGGAGAGGGGCUUGGGGGAGCUCAUGACAUUUUGUGUGUGUGUGUGUAGCAGCAAGCAUAUGACCCUGCUGAAGUGUUGCACAUGUCUUGAAGGGCUCCCACAUAUGGUUUGUCCCCCCAAGCUUUUCAAGGAUGGUGACACGGAGGAAGCAUGAGGUUAAGCUGCCACUGAAUCCAGAAAUGACCAGGAGAUGGUGCUCAAGGCCUUGAGGAUUAGUGUUAGUGGCCAGGUGCCUCUGCACCUUUGUGGAAGCUCCUCUGAGCCUUCCCAGGCCUUCCCCAGCUCCUGGGCUGCCAGCCAUGGGGAGAUCUUGAGCCACUGCCAAGCUGAAGGAGAACUCCAAGCCCUGGACAGGUCACCUCCAACCCUGGAUAUCACUGCUUAAAGAGCCUGAAGCUGGGUCUUGGCCACUUGUAGAGAGGGUAAAAUGCACUUGUUACUGAGGUGAAGAGAUAAAAAAGCCUGGGAUCCCCCUUGACCAGGAGAGGGGCCAGAGGGGGAGCUGCUGGAGCCCAUCUCAUGUGUGGCAUGUGUGCAUGGCACUUGGGCUGAGCAUGGGGAUAAUGACACAACGAGCAACUGUGUCUUGAUGGUUUCAGAGCAGAUGUGCUGGGAGGAAAGUAGUGGAUUUUGUCCCACAAACUGGUGGAGUUGGAAGCUGUUCCCCCUUUUCUGACUCCAUGGGAGCUGGGAGCUGUGGAAAUCCUACACAGGCUGUGGGGUGGCUCUGGAGUGGGGAGUGGAUUGUCCAGACAAUGCUUUGCAGGUGUCCUGGCCUUUGUGUGUGAGCCAAUAUCUGCAGGGAGAGCUAAGGUGAAGCUAAUGUCCAUUUGUUCCUGAAAAACUGUGGAGGGGGGUAAAGGUUUAGCAGGGCUUAUGGAGAAGUUUCCCUUAUUUCUAUCCAUCUCACAGGGCAGAGGCAGCUCAGCCAGGGCACAGCAGGUGUUUGGGGCCUGUUGGCUGUGAUACCUUUGGUCCCUGAUUCCUUCUUGUUGUUACAGCUGGAGGGGGACGGUGUGGGUAUCACUUCAGGGGUGGUUCAGGCUCACCUCUCCUGUUUGGGGCCAUCUCUCCUGCCUUUCUGCCCAGCAAGGUCCUGUGUGGGCAUAUCCUCAGCAGAAUCCUGCCAGCUCCACACACCCAGUGAGAGCUCUGUAGCUCGACAGAGCCCAUCAAGUGUCUCCUAUAUCAUUAUGAGGAGAUAAUAACUUACUUCCCCCCAUUCCAGUUCCUUCUUGAUAGAUGAGGUAUGUAGAGCAGAGCAAAUUGCAGCAUUAGCAACACCCAUGUCCUAACCGGGAGGGAGAUGCAUUUCCCAGGACACAUCCUGGUCUGGUGUGCACCACACUGGAGAUGCUGAUUGCUGGUGAUUCCUUGUUUUCUCUGUAAAAGUAAAACAUGGAGAAGGAAAGAUGUAUCUGCAGAGUGUCAUUUGAAGCAAUUCGCUGGAAAAGAAAACCUUCUUGUGCUUGAAAAUAUGAUUUUUUUCAAAUCUUCUCCCAGGUGCUGGGUGACCCACUGGGUUUUGGGUCCUGUGCCCCCCUUGACCUUGGUGCCAUCCUCUAAGGAAGCAGGUCAGGCUGGAGCAUGGGACCAUCCUGCCCUUCACUGUGUCCUCCUGUUGGAGCUGCCAGAUGCUUUUGGGAAAAGGGCAGAGUGCCUCUAACAAACUGAGAAGUGACAUCCCAUGGAGGACUUUAGGUCAGGUACUGGUGGAAUGACAAGACAAGGUGAAAUGGCUUUAAGCUGGAAGAGGAUAGAUUUAGAUGGGAUAUUAGGAAGAAAUUCUCCCCUGUGAGAGUGGUGAGGCCCUGGUUCUGACCCCGUGUCUGUCCUGUUGCUGUGGGAUCCUUCGGAACAAGGCAGUGUGCCUUGUGUACAGCACUUGACCUUUCCCAUGUAAAGUGUCAUUUCACAGCCUCAAGGUGCUAUUUUAACAGUGCCUGCAAAUUCAGUGCUCUGGGCUUCAUUUUUGGGUUGAGGUUUUUAUUAUUUUUAAAUCCAACCUGUCUGUAAUUAGGGGCAAAGAUGCCGCUGCUCACCCAGGGGUUAAAGAAGGAGGUGGCAGGAGCAUGGAGGGAGUUUGGACAGAGCUUGAAGCCUCUUGUGGGGGAGAGGAAGAGGAGAAUGGUCUGAAAACACUGUGUGUGUGGUUCAGGCAAGCCCUGGCAGCCCCAGGUGAUGCUGAUAUCUUGGCAAAUUUUAAUGAUGGUCUGGCAGGCUGCCGGCAUGGCCCCAGUGAAUUCAGGCACUGGAGAAGGGAAGUGAUGUCUCCAACAGCCUCCAUCCAGCUCAGCAAAACCUGAGUGCCCUUUCACAGCAUGGAAAUGAGACACAGCAGCAGCCAGAGGGAUCCUCCCAAAUUUCGGUGGUUUGCUGCAGACGGUGAGAGCUGAGGCACUUCCCUGGGACAUGGGCUUGGUAACCUUCUGUCCUGGGAUGAGCAGGCUGAUGGCUGAUGGGGGGCCUGGCUGCCUCCCCAGCAUCAAUUCCUGAGCCCCAGCACCGUCAGCUGCAAGAGGCCUCCUUACAGUAACCUCCACAAUUCCCGAUUUCCUUUUGUCAGGUCUCCAGCCAGCUUUCUGCACAAGCAGAAGCUCUCACUCUGCCUUCCCUGAAGCUCUCAUUCUGCCUUCCCUGCACCCUUUAUGAUCACUCAAAGCAGGAAAUCUACCCAGGUUUCUAAUCAUGUUUAAGCAAACCUGAUAAAGUGCAGUUCUUAGUCCAUUUAACAUCAGACACACGGAUGCUGUGUAAGUUGUGGUAUAAAAUCUUCAUCUACAGUGGGAGUGGGGCUGGGAAGCACCUGUGGCUCAGACCAUGCCACUGGUUUCUGUGACCUGCAAGGAAGCAGAAAGCCCUUGCUGGUGAGACAGAGGCUGGAGGAGCAGUGAGGAGCAGUGGGGAUCUGAAGUGCCUGGCAUCACUAAGUGUCAGGCUGUGUGCCUGGGAAGGUGCCACGCUGGCUGUGUGGGGACAGGAGGGGAUUGGUUAGGAUGUGUGACAGCGUCCUGAGGGCUGCUGGGUGGAACAAGAGCCCUGAGCAACGUUUGGGGGCUUUAGGAGCUGCUUCUGGCAGAAGUCAAGAGGAGUUUCCUGUUGCCCCUGCUCUGAGCAUUGCUGCAAUGAGAUGUCAGUGCUCACCCACAGCAGCGUGUGACAAGGAAAUGACAAACUGAAGGCUCUGCAGGAGACAUGUACCUGACAGCACGAGUCAGGAGGUGGGAAACCUGUCUUGAAGCUCUCACUGCUCCACGUGGCUGAGGAGUGACCCGGAGGUACCUUCAUCCCCUGUGCUGGGAGAUGGUGCUCUUUACCAUCUCUGCACUCUGGCAAGUGCUGGAGAGCAUCAGUAUUAGUCAAGGUCCAUUUGUACAGAGCACAAAUACUCAGCUUGGCCUUAUUUCCCUUUUCUUGGACACCCUGGAAAUGCCUGGCAUUGUGGGUGGUCCAGACAGUGACCUUUCCACUCCUGACAGGAGCAGUCAGUCCCUGUCUUGCUUCUGAGGAGCUCAGGGUCAAGUUUGUUGGCCGAUAUUCCUUCAUCCCGUGGAUCAGGGAUGCUCAGAGCCCUGCAGCAUAUGGGAAGCCUUGUCUGGGCAGGCUGGCUGCUUGUGUUCUCUGUGCUUCCCAGACUUUCUCCCGCUGGCCCCAAAGCCUCCUGCAGAUGGGGAGGGCUGGCUGGGAUGGGUCUGGUGUGCACAUCCUCCCUUCGAGCACCAGGAGGAGCUGCCAGCAAAUGGGUCUGUCCUGAUAGAUUAGAUCUAUCUUGAGGCUGUGCAAGAUCAUCUCAGCCCACAGGUCUUCCAGCCACUGGAGGCUUCCUGCUGGAGCUGGAGUUUGCUCUCUUUCUCUUGGCUGCAGUAAGGUGAGCAGAGCCCUGCCUCAGGUUUCAGGCUGCCUGGGGAGAUAAUCCAUGCCCCUCCAGCUGUGCUGAACCUGCUAAUGGGUGUGAUGAUGGCUUUCCCUGACAUGUGAAUCUGGCUUUCCCUACCCAAGGAGGCCAAGGCCAUAUGUCACCUCCUCCAUGGCCUUGGCCUUCCUGGCCAGCACUUUGAUGGGGAAGAGUUGAGCUCCAGUCUUUGCCAGCUGCCCUCAUCCCUCAACUUUGCUGUCCUUCACCUGGACUAGGUCUCCCUGCAGGUUCACCCCAGCCCUCCACCUACCUUCCCCUGAUCUGCCAUCACCCAGACCUUCUUCCCCAAAGCUCCUCCUGCAGAGGUGUGCCUGCACCUCGAUGUGUUCCUGCCCCAUGCAGGGUUUUGCUCUCUGUAGAGACUACAUGUGGGGGCACAUCUGGAAAGUCUCCAAUUGCAGGUAUAUAAUUCCCAUUCUGAUCUUCUGCAGGAGCCACAGGGGGACUCAGUGCUGGGUGGAAGAUGGGUGGAAUGGCUGUAAGGACCCCACAAAUGUGGGGGUCGUUCCCUUUGUCCAACUCGUGUGUUUAUUUUUCCAGCUCAGAGGCUCCAGCGAGACACUGUUUAGAGCAGAGCUGCCCCAUCCACUGAUACUUAGUGCCAUAAUAACAUCACAUUGGUUCAGCACAUUGCACUUCAGACCUGCAGUUGUUUCCUUUGUCCCUGAGUGUUUAAAGCUGUUGUUACUGAGCUGUCCAGUGACACAAGGGGCUUUCUCCAGCAGGGUUAUAGAUGAUAGUGAGUUUGGUGAUACACAGGAGCAGGUCAGAUGAUCUCUGUGGCGUGUGUGAACUCCUGUUUAUCAACAGCCGGUCUCUGUGAGCAGUGAAUUCCCUCUGCAGCUCCCUCCAGCCUCUCACAUCAGCUAACCCAGAUAAUCCUUUGCUAUCUGCCACAUCUCAGUAGAUCUAUUAAACACACACGAGUUCUGGUGUCCUUGUGCAUAACCAGGGUAUGUUGCAAGAUUUCAAAUUCCCCAGUGCAGGAUUCUGUCAAAGUUUUGUUGAAAGUCUAAAUAAAUAAACCCCUUUUACACAU